Molecule: messenger RNA, 4294 nt
Organism: Malaya genurostris
Lineage: Eukaryota; Metazoa; Arthropoda; Insecta; Diptera; Culicidae
Gene: l(3)76BDm
Product: trafficking protein particle complex subunit 8
Exons: 8
Coding region: 259-4221 (1320 amino acids)
Biological process (GO): endoplasmic reticulum to Golgi vesicle-mediated transport; protein localization to phagophore assembly site
Cellular component (GO): cytoplasmic vesicle; phagophore assembly site; TRAPPIII protein complex
Source: RefSeq, a predicted model, not a curated record
CUGUAAUGUUUUUGUAGCAUUUUAUACGAAAAUGAAAUGAAAUCAGACCCACUUUCACUGGUUUCUUUAUUUUAUGAAUAACAAGACUAUGUAUUAUUUCUAUUUUCGGAAUUUACGCAAGAAAAAAGUAAAUUGAACAAAACAUAAAACUUUUACAAUCGAUUGAGUUUUAUGAAACGUUGGUGCUUCUUAAUAAUUUUUUCAUUAGACAGAAAUCAACGAAAUAAUCCGCUAGAAUAAAUAUAUAAAUCCAACGAAAUGAUCCAUCUAACUGGCCAAAACCUAUCCUCGAAAGAGGUUAUCCAAAACAUUUUUUCUCCUAUCGUUGGCACAAUAAUUUCGGCCCAAGCGGAGGAAUUAUGUCAGAAAAAUAACCUCUCGUUUGUGGAGAUGCUACAACCUUUUCUACGUUUAUCCUCCGAUGCGCACUUCCGGGAUACAGCAGGCACCAGCGUGUCAAUCAAGGGUCUCCGUGUAAACGUGAUUGACGUCAAUUGGAGACCACCGCAAACGGUUCUUGCGAAAAAGAUGCUUAACGAUUCCGUCACUUCGGCUUUCGGUGAAAAAACUAAAGCCAUAAAACUGGAAGAUGGAGCGUUUGUGGAUAUCCCCGUAGCAGAACCAUGGUUCGAGCAAUGGCGAGAAACGUUUCUCACCGUUCAAUUCCCUUCGGAUCACGAGUUUACAAGGCAUUUGCUUUGUUCACUUAUUGUGGUUUCCAGCAUUGACGCUAAUCCACUUGAAGUGGCCGCUCAGCUAACGAAAAAAAUUCAAAUGAUGCAAAGCAUUACACCUCCUCGAUUACCGAAAUGGUUUUCAACCGAUUCGUUAAACUGUUAUGUUAUGCUUCACGAUGGCUGUUCUGGAGACAUCGGAAAGGCCCAGCAAGCUUUUGAAGGACUUAAAUCAACUUAUGGGGAUCACAAAUGUUUUCUUUUGCAAAUCAACUCUCACCAGGGACCUCCGAUGGAGUGUCCUGAUCCGUGGUUACGCUAUCUAAAAAAGCAUCAACGAUCGGAAACGUCAACUGUCGAUAUUGAUAGUGCCCCCAAAACACCCCAAGAUAUGGGUUUAGUUACUUCAAUGCCAACCACUUUACACACCUUGUCGAUUACACCUGGAGGUAGUAGCACCACUUCCGAUACACUUUCCGGUACGGGUAUCGUCAGUGGUGAAGUUAUUGCACACCCGCUAAGCCCCGUUCAGGAAACAGGAAUAGAAAUACAGGAAACUGCAAGCUUGACGUCCAGCAUCGACAGUUUAUCGCAACAAACGAUCAAUCCCAAUGUUUGGACAGUUGAAAGUGACGUUGAUAUUGCACAUGGAACUUUCCUUACAGCUGGAGAUCUUGAAAACUUAAAACAUUUCGUGCAGGAUUUUGCCGUCAGAGCUUUGAUACCGUAUGUGGAAAAAAUGGUGGGGGUGCUGAAUGAUUCAAUCUCUAACAAAAAGGGAGUUAGUCGUUCACUUUUGAGUGCCACCAAGAGAUGGUUUGUAACAAACAAACCAGGAAUGAACACUAAUCAAAAUGCCGUUGUAUAUACUAACGAAUCUACUGAACUCCAAACAAGAAAACUUGGAGAUUUGUAUUUCAUGUUUGGGCAUUACGCGUUAGCGUUUCAAGCUUACCAUCAAGCAAAACGGGACUUUAAUGCUGAUUCGGCUUGGCAAUAUUACGCGGGAGCGUUGGAAAUGGCAGCACUAGCCGCGUACAUGCAAGGUGCCGCAAACCGGAAAACUUAUGACUACAUGGAAGAAGCGAUCGUCACCUACUUGAACAGUUGCAAGAUGCCACAGUUUGCAACUCGUGCCACGCUACUUUCGAUGGAAUGCCUCAAAGCGGCAAAAUUGUACAACGAAGCUGCCAAGCAAUUAAUUCGAAUGACCAGUGAGGAUUCGGACCUUCGAUCAGCCCUUUUGUUGGAACAGGCAGCAUACUGUUACCUGUUGGCUACUCCACCUCAGUAUAGAAAAUAUGCAUUUCAUUCGGUUCUAGCAGGUCAUCGUUUUUCCAAAGCCGGCCAGAGAAAGCAUUCUUUUCGAACAUACAAGCAGGCAUAUCAAUUGUUCGAAAAUCGCGGUUGGAGUUUAGCCGAAGAUCAUAUCCAAUACACAAUCGGCAGACAGGCUAUCAAUUUGAAGAAACUGAACGAAGCCAGCAAUUGCCUCGCUCAUCUACUUAGGCCGUCUAGUUUGCAAAGUGCCGCCCAACAAGCUUUCUUCCUGAAAGAUUUCCUCGCGACACAAAAAGCUUUUCUAGCCAAAGGCGAUAUCAACGAUAUUCUUACGAUUUCACUUCCCAAAAUAGUCCAGCCUAUGACCCGAGUAUUGGUAACUUCGCAACCACCGGUAGCCAAUCCCUUGUUCAUUCCGGCUACAAAUCUGAACAUUUCUUCAAGUUUGAUCGACGAAAAUGUUUGGAAUAAAAUGGAAGAAAUGUUAGUGCAAAGUGCUUCUAAAAAAUCGAUUAUGAUUUUCAAACCCAGUAGAGCAUUGUUUACUCAAGAAUCACCGACCAUCGACAAUCCUCGGAGUGUUCACGGUGAACCGAUUGAAAUUGCGUUCAACCUGGAAAAUACUAUCAAACCACCGAUUGUGUUCGAGGACGUCAAUGUUCUGUGGGAGUUUCGCAAGGACAGCCAGGAUAUUUACUCCAACAAACCUCUGUUUAUGAGUGAGUUUACGCCUGAAGACCGUAAAGAAAUUGAUAAUGUCGUAACAACAACUUCCGUGAGCUUAGUGUCUUUUGGAGAGUAUGAAAUCAAAACCGUUUCCCUUAAGUUGACACCGAGAAGUACCGGACAGCUACGAAUUCUCGGUGUGGUAGGUAAAAUCUCCUCAACUGCUACCGGUGUUACUGACGCUCCGAAUCUAUGGGGGAAGCAACUCUUCGAAGCAUUACCGAUUCGUAUGAAUGCAAAAGACAAUCGUCCGGCACAGUUUGAUCGUAAGCUCGAAAUUGAAGUUCUUCCACCUGCACCGGCGUUACAUGUUAGUUUUUCGCAAAGUCCUUUGGAGGUGCUUGCUGGUGAAGUGAUUCCUAUUAAGGUCCACAUGACAAAUGCAGGUGUUAGUGUACUCAGUGAUAUCUACAUUUGCAUCGAGAAUCCUCGGUACGUUCUGGUGAAUCUGGCGGAAACGGAUGUUCCGCUAUCCAUUUUACGAGAUCUGCGUAAUCUGAACAACGAGAACUUAGGCAAGGAAAAGGAAGCCCGCAAGCAGUACGUAUUCAAGGCUUUCAAGGAAUCCGACGGUGACUGCAUCAAUCCGAAAGAGACUAAAAUUAGCACGAUCUGGUUGCAAGCUCCGUACACUAAGGGACAGAAAAAUGUAAAGUUGCUGAUCUACUAUGGACUACCAGCGGAUUAUCCGAAGCUGAAGCAUCGCUUAGUGAGGCAUACAUGGAAUUUUAAUGUCAACGAGUCACUGUUAUUGGAUGCUAACUGUAACAUCAGUAAUCCUAUAACCAAUGAGUUGGGAAUCGAUCUAAACGUGAAAAAUUUAAAUCAAGUUCACCAUGCGCUUAUGACCGAGAUAUCGAUCAACGAAAUCGUCCUAUUCUGUUCCAGAUAUCAGUUGAAUCCACGGAAAAUUAUUUAUAUAAAAAAUCGUGGCUACCAGAAGCACCUCAUAGAAAACGUUGGGCUGAAAACGAACGAAACGCUUAGUCUUCGGUGCAACCUGCAGAAACGACCAGACGAAGUCAAAUUUGUGGGCGAUGUGCGAGAGUACAUAAGCGACAAACUGUCUACUAUUUCGAUACGUGCCCCGAGCGAGGAAAUGAUUCAGUGCUUGCCGAGUUUUUAUUCGACAGGAAGCUUUUUAAUGAAAAACGAGACUAAAUAUAUAAGAGUGUAUGAAAGCACCAACAACGAGGAGUUCAACCAAAUCAUUUCCAAUUUGGAUCGACACAUGACAGUGUGUGUGAACUGGAGUGCUCAGAUCAACGAUAACGGAUCGUCCCGACUGGCUUAUGGACAGCACUUUGUGCAAUUGAGAAUUUUAUACGAUUCUGUUUUUUGUCCGCCUUCUGAGAAACAUCAACAAGUUACCUUUACACACAAUGAAGUCGUUUAUAGUAUCUACGAUAAUUUGGAUCAAAUUUUUCCGAAGCCGGAUCCUGAGAAGGAUGAUGGAUGGGCCUUCAACAACAAUUUUGUAGCGCAGCGAUGCUUCCUGGAGGAGAAUGUGCAUUCAAUUGAGCAAGUAAUAAAAGCAUAGGAUUUAAGUUGUUAGCUUAUGUUGUAUCUUUAUUUUAUCUCCUAAAAUAAAAUAGUUAUGGUAAAAAUUUCAA